Molecule: messenger RNA, 1170 nt
Organism: Schistosoma curassoni
Lineage: Eukaryota; Metazoa; Platyhelminthes; Trematoda; Strigeidida; Schistosomatidae
Source: the annotation of a GenBank genome assembly
AUGUCGCGUCUCAACUACAGCAAGUGGGAUCACAUCGAGGUUUCUGAUGAUGAAGAUGAUACUCAUCCAAAUAUAGACACACCUAGCUUAUUUCGAUGGCGACAUCAAGCACGCCUAGAAAGAGAUGCUGCUUGGAAGAAAGAAAAAGCAGAGUUUGAGAAUAAUUAUAAGUCAUUUCUAACUAAAUAUAAUGAGGCACAACAAAAAUUAAAUAAAGCUAAGGAGACUGGUUCAGACAACAUACAGGAAUUACAGAAAAAAUUCGAUGAACUCGAAGUGGAAGCUAAAGAAUGGUCAGUGAAAGUGACUGAAAUACAAAAGAAAGAACGACUUAGACCUUUAAAUAUUGAUACAAUUUGCAAAGAUGCGAAAUCGAAGACGGUUAUUAACUCGCCCAAACUUAAACACGAAGAGAAUUUGGACUCGACAUCAAAUUCCGAAGAGGCCGCAGUAAAUCGUCUAAAAGAAUUUGUUAAUAAGCAUAAUAAAGCUAUACGAAAAUUUGGACUAUUGCAAAAACCAUUAGAUUCACAAAAUUUUCUUGUUAAACAUCCUGAUCUCGUAUGUGAAGAGACAGCUAAUCAACUUGUAAUUUGGUGUAUUGAUUUGGCUAUGGAAGAGAAAUUCGAACUAAUGGAACAUGUUUCACAUCAGUGUAUAGUGAUGCAAUUUAUGCUUGAAUUAGCAAAAUCGCUAAAAGUUGAUCCAAGAGCGUGUAUUCGACCAUUCUUUGCGAAGUUUAAGAAUCCUGAACCAGAAUAUCAAAAAGCUUUCAAUGAUGAACUUUCUGCAUUCCGAGAAAGAAUCAGAGCUCGAGCAAAAGUUCGUUUAGAAGAAGCUAUGAUGCAGAUUGAAGAGGAAGAAAAGCAAAAACGUCUUGGUCCUGGUGGUCUGGAUCCAGUUGAAGUUUUUGAGUCGUUACCAACGAAUCUUCAAGAGUGUUUUGAGAAAAAAGAUGUUGAGUUAUUAAAAACAGUAUUAUGCAGUAUGGAUCCACAACAAGCUGAAUAUCAUAUGAAAAGAUGUGUUGAUAGUGGCCUAUGGGUGGAUAAUGCACGUGAUCAACAAGAAGAAGAUGGUGAAUCAUCGUCAAAUGUUAACACUGACGGUAAUGAUGAUAUUGCUGCUACAAUUCAAACAAAUAAAGAACCAAUCCAUGAUAAUGCCUAA